Messenger RNA from Schistosoma margrebowiei, 5135 nucleotides. NCBI's taxonomy places the organism in Eukaryota, Metazoa, Platyhelminthes, Trematoda, Strigeidida, Schistosomatidae. The record is from the annotation of a GenBank genome assembly.
GAGCUAAAGGCGGGUGCGGGUUACAGCUGACUUCGUUAUCCGCAGCGUCUGCGCCUGAUAUGUCUCUCCGCUGUUUGAAGGAUUCUAGUUUUGUGUUCGAUGAUGCUUCAUAUAACGAUCUGGAACUAGUUCACUUUCGUCUUACUGAUUCCGCCUUGAAAGAUAUUGAGCAACUUGCUAGCAGUUCAGUAAGUUUUUAUCUAAGUAUUGUGUUGAUUAACUAAUAAAGGGAAACCACAACUUUAGCAUUACGUUCAGUGGGUCCGAAGGAGUAAUGUUCUAUUAUAUAAUUAUUUCACCUCUGUAGUCAUUUAUUGUUCCUGUCGGGAAAAGCAGCAGCAGAUUUACAUUCAGUACCUCAAGCUUAACAAGUACUCACGAUGAAUCUUUCAAUUGCUUGCGCACCAAAGGAGUUUCAACUCAUUGUCUGGGAAGGAUGGUCUCCAGGAUCACGGUCAAUGCUAAGGAGGAUAGCUUCUCAGCGGCUAAGGAGCGAAUGACACAAUUAGAAGACGAAAACAAAAAGUCUCAGACAAAAGAGAUUAAAUCUGCUAAAUCCAUGGCUUCGAGAACAGCAGCAUCUCAAUCCACUCACAAACAAGGCAAUCAGGGUGUAAAUUUGAAGGGAAGGGGAAAUGAAAUUUCACCUCAGAACAUAGAUUUCCCUAACGUAGCCAAUCGAGUUCAGUCACAGAAUCCUGUUGGUUGUGGUCCCAGUCCUCCAUUAUCUAAUCCAGAAGUUUUGGCGCGCUCACUGAGAGAACGCAUUAUUCACAUACUGGCAUUACGGCCUUACCAGCGCCCCGAAUUAUUAUUACGGUUGUCUCGUGAUGGCCUAUCUCAUACUCAGAAAGACCAAAUAUCCGACAUAUUGUCGUCAGUGGGUCGUGUUGGAAGACAGUCGGCAUAUUACCUUAUACCGUCUGUGGUAUCAGAAUUAGAUGAAAACUGGCCAGGUUAUACUGGUGCUGAGAGAAAACGGAUUAUUUCUUUGAAGGCUAGUCAGCAGUCUCAAACUCCUCCCAAAUCUCCCACUGACCGAUCUCGGACCGCUUCUCCUGACAAUUCGUCCACCCCCUCUGACGACCAGUUUACUCGACGUCCAACACGAGCAAAUGCUCCUUCGGCACCUCAUGCAUUGAGUAAGAAGAUUGCUGCACUAGAUAUGUUGUGUGCAGGUGUGAGUGAUGUGGAAGUUGCCGCCCGUCUAGGAGUAUUCCGUGGACUGUUGGAUCAGUGGCGAGCCAAUGAAUCAGAACUUCGAGAGAAAUUUCGUCGACUCAAUGCAAGCACAAAUUCAGCACCCUCAACUCAGAUCUCCAGUUUUAAUCAACAUUCCCAAGUGUAUGAUAAGUCUGUCGGUGUUCGUCACCAAAAUCCUACUAUGUCUACUGCAAAUGAUGUUGUUGGCAGUCAACGUUCUACUUCAACAAAUCCUGGAAAUACAAUUUCUCCCCAUAAACGUGCUAAAUUAGAUGUGCCUAAUACACCCUCUAGUUCUGCUGACCAACAAAUAGACUUAACAUAUUCUACCUCUGAUAAAACUGUUUCCAGAUCAUCCAUUAUGCAUUCAUUUCCAAAUCAAAACAAUGAUGAUCAUAACAAUCAAACUAGCACUAUUUCUCCUCCACUUCACGAUAAUCUUCACACACUUGAUACGUAUAGUCGUUCAAAUCAACCUUGUACAUAUAAUAUAGCCGGUGGGAGUGAGGGGGAAAGUGCCGAACACACUCCAUUCUCCAAUUCAAGUACUGGUAGCAGUGGUUAUGGUGGUUCAAACAAUGGUUUGACUGCCUCUAGUGGAGUAGUAAACAGUAGUAUUAAUAUUGACACUCGCCGUGAAGGAUUAAUAGGAUCUACAUCUCGAUGUCAUUUGACAAUGUCUGUUCAUUCUGAAUGCUUGUCUAGUCGCUUAAAAGCUGAAGAUCAAUUGUCUAAUGGUAAUACAACAAAUACACCAGCAUAUGGUAUAACUGAACAAACUUUGUCUCAAAGUAUUGUCGGAACAGAUGGUUUUCAUGUAGGCGAUUUGAGCAGUAAAUUGGCUGAAAUCGACCGGCUUUAUCCAGAAAUCUCAACAUCAGAACAAGCUUCAAUGUAUUUAGCUGAAUUUGAAUGUACCUAUCCAACUUAUCUUCGAAUGUACCAUUCAUUCUCAGAUAUUUGGAAAACUGUCAGUAAUCUACGAAGUCAAUUAUUAGAAGCCACUAGAACUGAAGGUUUCGAUAGUGCUACUACAACCCAUUUAGCAAAUCAAUUAGAUAAAUUUAUUCGUCGUUCUCGUUCACAAAAAUAUCGUGAUGAUGAAAUUCAAUUAACAUUAAUGGUACAUAAAUUACGAUUGUUAAAACAAAGACUUGCUGUAUCACAGCACAACAAUAAUGGUGGUCGUCAUCGUGAUCGCAUUCUACCUGUUACUACUAGUGAUGAUGUAACAGGUGAUAGAAUUGAUCGUCUUUCUAGGAGUAAUAAUAAUAACAAUAUAAAAUCUAUUUCAAUCAAAUCAUCAUCUAGUAAAAUAUCUUCAAUGUCUAACAACAAUAUUGCUCAAUCAUCUAAUAAUAAUGAAAAUAAAAAUAAUAGUCGUCUUAUUAAUAAUUGUUAUCGUCAAUUACUAACUGAUUCAAAUGAUUAUUCAAAUCUACUCCCAUGUAAUCAAGUUUAAAAGACUACAACUAAAUAAGAAUGAAUAAUACAGCUACAUAUUUUUUCUUCCUUAUCAUUUUAUAUCUUAUUAACACUAGUAAAACUUAAUUCUCUCAAAGAUUAUGCGGUGUAUUUGACUAUCCCUUCUCCCCCCCUCUCUCUCGUUGUCUUUCGGUUAAAAUUGUCUUGCCAAUCUCCUUAUAUCAGUAGUUGUUUCAUGCCGGCUAUUUCAUACUUCUUAUUACUUUUUUUUAAAAAAAAAUGUUAUCAUGAUUAUAUUCAUGAUGAAUAUGGUAUUAACCUAAGAGAGUAGUUAGUUGAAUGAUCAUAAUUCCCCUGUAUACAUAAAUGGAGCAUACACAGCAUUGUUCAUUUUGACUGAUUUAUGUAAGAUUUGUUUGUCUCUUCUUUUUUUUUCGUAUGUGUGUGUCUAUGUUUUGUUUGAUUUUUGUCUUUCCUUUUUCUCAAUUUAUUUUUUUAAAAUUUACAAUAAUCUGUGUUAUUACUGGUGUCCGGAUAUAUAUGGGGUAUCCUGUCGAACUUAUAUUAACUACUAGUUUUCCAAUAUCUCUCUCUCUCCUUUUUUUAAAAAAAAUUACCCUGUGUCUAUUAUCCCUUGUGUUUAUUUACUGAUGUAUCUUAUACACAGUUUUCUUUUACAGUGAAUUAAUUAAACAGAAUACUGGAAAAGAUAAGUCACAUUACAUUUACACACAAAAAAAUCAAGAAAGCAUUCCUUCAAUUAAUCUUUGGUACCAAUUUCUCUCUCUCUCUCUCUCUCUAUAUAUAUAUAUAUAUAUGGUGGUGUUGGUGUUGUGACCCAAUUACUGUGACCUUAUCGUUAGUCGAUAUUAUUGUUCCAAUUAACAAAACUAUUUGUGAAUAAUCUAACAUAGUAUUAUUAUUAUUGUUACUAUGAUCACUAAAUAAGCAUUUCCUAUUCUAAUCUACUCGGAAACAAAAUUGGUUUUGAAUAAGUCUAUAAACUCUAUUAAUUGACAUAUAUAUUUAUAUUUUUAAAAAAAAAUGUAGUGAGGCAUUUAUUACCUUACAUUUCAUAAAUAAAUUAAUUAAAAAUUUCUUUUGUUCAUGGUCUUACUAAUAAAAUGUAUUAAGAUGCUUAAUUCUCUAUAUAUACACAUGAAUUAUAUGUUGUAUAAGAUGCCAAGAUGUAUCUGUAUUAUUUCUCUUCUUUUUUUCUCUUUUCUUUUGUUGUUACGGUUGUUGUUCUGAUUAUUAUUGAAAGAUUCGUGAAUUACUUAGUCAGUUUUUUUUCUCCUCCCAGUUCACCUCUAUAAUAUGUUCGUUGAAAUUAUCGACAUUCAUUAUGUUAUACAGAUAGAUUUAUCCGCUCUGUGACAGUGUGUACACAUGUUUAUUAUCAUGUAUGUUAUUUUAGAUCUCUAUUUUUCUCUAUUCUAGACUUUAAAUUCCCGUGAUUAUUACAACUGUUUUGCAUUCCAUUAUUAAGGAAUUACAUAUGGAUAGUUGAUUGUAAUUAUGCUUCCCCCUGCUCGCUUCCACCGAGUCUUCCUUCCUUCAUUAGUGUUCAUGUGUUUGUGUAUGUACAAGAGAGAGAGAAGAGAUUUAGUCUUUUUAACAUGUUCUUGUAGUUAUGGUUUAUUGAUCUUCAAUAUUAUUAUUAUUAUUAUCGCUUUUAAUUCAUUUAUCCGGUGACUUGAAGUUUGCUAUCUCUUCACAUUUUUGCGAAUACAAAUUCUCAUAAUGAUGUAUGUAUUUACCAAUAACAUUAUUGUUCAUAAUGUCGAAUGGAGAUUAUAUCACUUUUUACCCUAUUGAUAGUUGGCUUAUGCUGUCUCUCCCUCCCCCCUCUCUCUGGUAUUCUUUAAUUUCAGUAAGCAUUUCAUCUAAACAGAGUUAAAAGUCUAUUUGUUCACUUAUGAUAAUUGUUGUAUUAUGUCUGUUAAUUCUUUUGCUGUCACUUUUCCUAACAAACGUAUUGUCUUCUUUAUUUCUCAUCUGUUUGUAUUAUUUCAACGCUACCGCUACUUCCGUUCACAUGUGUGUGUGUGUGUAUUUCCUAUGAAAGUUAAUAACUAUUGUAAUUUGUUGUGAUGUAAUUAAUCGGUCUUUCAUAGCGCAUUAUACUUAUUAUGUUAAUAAUGCAACAGUUAAAAUCUACUUACUCGUAUGUCUAAUUAUUUUCUGUUUCUCUUCUUUUUUCGUCGAUUUUUUGUUGUUGUGAGCAUAUCGUUUCUAUGUCUCUUUCUCUCGCUCUUUGAACUUUGUCCAUUCGCACACGUACGCACACACACACACAUACGUACAUUUGUCCUAUUUUCUAUGUAAAUAUUAUGAUUAUUUAUUUUGGUGUUAUGAAUAAAAUGGUGGUUCUACCUAUAUAUGAAUGUCAAUUUCAUAUUGACUGAAUUGAUUUGUUUGUUUCUUUUUCUCUCUCUUUUUAACAAUAAAACAAUAUAUUUUUUUGAUGUUUAUUCAAUAAGGUAUAAAUAAAUGUAAACAAAUUA